AUGCAGCUCCGAUCUGAAUGCAAAGCCAUUCGUGCCGAGCUGUCGCGGGCGUCGAGUGGCGGGCGCGCCGGCCUUGUGUUGACGUGUACUCGGCGCGCGGGCCGCUGCGAGGGCGAGGGCCCGCGCGCCGUCGCUCUGGCUGCAGCUGCUGGGUCCGCCUCUCUCUCACUUAACGCCCCCUCGCCGGAGACGAACGCUCACAGACACCCGGGGCCCGGCUCGGCCCUGCCCGGCCCCAGCCCGCCACCGCCGUCCACUCCUCACUCUCAGCACACGCAUGAGGUCCCUGUCACCUCCGAACCCAUCACCAUCGUCCACAUGGACGAGGACGUAGUGGUCGUUAACAAACCCGCGUCCAUUCCUCCGGAGUCGCUCACCGGCUCCGUGGGCCCAGUGGGGCUCGGCGAGGGGGCGGCGCGUUGGGAAUUAAAAAGCGUGACGACGUAA
This is a messenger RNA of Gryllus bimaculatus (two-spotted cricket), 447 nucleotides long. NCBI's taxonomy places the organism in Eukaryota, Metazoa, Arthropoda, Insecta, Orthoptera, Gryllidae. The record is from the annotation of a GenBank genome assembly.